Anopheles bellator is the source of this 1530-nucleotide messenger RNA. Its product is annotated as cytochrome P450 4d1-like. The coding region runs from base 1 to 1530 and encodes 509 amino acids. NCBI's taxonomy places the organism in Eukaryota, Metazoa, Arthropoda, Insecta, Diptera, Culicidae. The transcript is spliced from 6 exons. Gene Ontology annotation, molecular function: oxidoreductase activity, acting on paired donors, with incorporation or reduction of molecular oxygen; iron ion binding; heme binding. The record is from RefSeq and is a predicted model, not a curated record.
AUGGCGCUCGCGGUGGUGCUGUUUCUUGUAGCGACGCUGAUCGCGCUGGUACUGUAUCUGUUCCAGGUGUUUGGGGAGAUGCUCCGAUAUGCCGGAAAACUUGCUGGUCCGAAAGCGUAUCCGCUUAUAGGCAAUGGACAUCUGUUUAUAAACAAGUCCCCUGCCGCUUUCUUACGCAUCGUGGGCGCCCUGUUGAAGCAGUAUGGAAGCUGCAUUCGCGUGUGGCUCGGUACGCAGCUGGUGAUCGUGGUGAACGAUCCCAAGGAUGUUGAGGUACUGCUGAGCAGCCCAAAGUAUAUCGACAAAUCUACCGAGUACGACUUCAUACGACCAUGGUUGGGAGAAGGUUUGCUGACGAGCCGCGGCCGGAAAUGGCACUCACAUCGCAAGGUCAUUACCCCUACAUUCCAUUUUAAGAUCCUGGAACAGUUUGUGGAGAUAUUCGAUCGCCAGAGCAGCACGUUCGUCAAAAUGUUGCAACCUUUCGCCGAAUCGGGCAGGUCGUUCGAUAUUUUCCCACAGGUGACACUGUGCGCGUUGGACGUUAUCUGUGAAACUGCCAUGGGUACGAAGGUCAACGCUCAGCUAAACGCUGAAUCGAAGUACGUUCAAGCCGUUAAAGAGAUCACGCUUCUCGUCCAAUGUCGACUUUUCAAUUUCCUCAUUCGAUAUGAUUUUUUUUAUCGAUUCUCAUCGAAUCGCCGCAAGCAGGAAGCGGCACUAAAAGUGCUGCACGGUUACACGAACAGUGUUAUUAAAGGCCGCCGUGAGGAACUUCAUCGGUCGAAUAACGAUACUGGGACUGCCGUUGACGCAAAUGAGAAUGAUCUUGGCAUCAAGAAGAAAAUGGCAUUCCUGGAUAUGCUCCUGCAGUCGACGAUUGACGGGCAACCUCUGACUGAUCUGGAAAUCCGAGAAGAAGUGGACACGUUCAUGUUUGAGGGCCACGACACAACGACGUCCGCCAUUAGCUUUUUACUUCAGAGCCUGGCCAAGAAUCCCGAUGUUCAACAGAAAACAUUUGAGGAGGUCCUCAGUAUUGUGGGUGGCGAUCGGACAACUCCCAUUACGAUGGCGAUGCUGAACGAUAUGCACUAUCUGGAUCUGGUAAUUAAGGAGACCCUUCGGAUGUUUCCCUCGGUACCGUUGAUUGGACGAAAAAUGGGACAAACAACUGAAAUCAAUGGCAAAACGUUUCCUGCUGGAGCCAAUGCUAUCGUCAUGCCAUUUUUCCUCGGUCGAAAUCCCGAGUUCUACCCAGAUCCAGAGAAGUUCGAUCCGGAGCGGUUCAACGUGGAAACGUCGGCCGAGAAGACGAACCCGUACCAGUACAUUCCGUUUAGCGCUGGACCGCGGAACUGUGUUGGUCAGAAGUUUGCCAUAGCCGAAAUCAAAAGUAUUACGAGUAAAAUUUUGCGUCACUAUGAAGUUCUGUCGCCGCUCGAAAAGUAUGACGAAAGGUUAACUUCUGAACUAAUUUUGCGUCCAGAAAACGGUAUUUACGUUCGGCUGAAGUCCAGGGUAUAUUGA